AUAUCCGCGCAGGUGCGCAGAGCUGCCUUUGAAUCGUACUGUAGUAUAAAAACCCGUGGUUUCCUUUCUCCGAUACAGAAUCUUGUUUAGAUGCCUGUGGUUAAGUUGACAUCGACUGAUGCCAUCCAAAAUUUAAAAUAACGCCCCUGUUUGACCUAGAAUUCGUGGGAGGCGGCGAGACAGUUGGUCAACUGGACAGCGGCGUUGAUUUGACCAGGUCACAAUCAGGAACUAGGGAGAAUGCGUGCAAUCUAUGUUUGUUUAUGUUUGGACAUAGUGAUAUUUACAUGGGGGAGGGAACUGAAGAUCACGUCAAUUUUGAGACCCCCGUUUUUGAUGGAAGUUAGCGGCUCUCCUGGGAAGUAUGAGGGCUACAUGGUAGAUGUACUAAAUGCUCUGUCAAAGUCUGAAAACUUUACAUACUCAAUCCAACCAGAACCAGACGGUAUUUAUGGGAUGAAGGAUGCCAAAGGGGACUGGAGUGGCAUGAUGGGACUUCUCGUUACUAAGAAAGCUGAUUUAGUGGCAGCCGAUCUGACUGUGACAGACAAGCGGAAAGAGGAUGUAGCCUUUACCAGACCCAUCUUUCACAGCAGCCAUAGAAUUCUGGUCUGGAAGCCACAAGUCCCUCCCUACAGCGGGCUAGCGGUUCUCUUUCAACCAUUCAGUGCCGAUGUUUGGAUAAUGUUAAUGGUGGUCUGUAUGAUAACGGGAAUCCUUUUGACCAUCAUUAACAAAUUCAGUCCGUCUGAAUGGAGCAAAAUACCGGAAGCUGAGGACAAGACUAACAGUAAAGAUAGCUUUACCAUCAACAACGCCCUGUUCUUUGUUCAUAGUACCGUGUGCUGGCAAGGUUUCAAGGAAGUUCCCAGGUCACCAGGAGGUCGUUUUCUGACUUCCAUGUGGAUGAGCUUCGUGUUGUUUAUGAUCACUGCCUACAUUGCAAAUCUUGGUUCGUUUUUGAUAACCAGUGCCCCAAGAAAACCCGUUCUCCCUUUUAAGACAUUUCAUCAAAUGGAAUUGCAAUCUGAAGUCGCCUACGGAACAAAGUCGUGGGACAAUUUUUUAAAACUUAGCAAAGAUCCAGUAUUAAACCGUUUAUAUUACAUUUCAAGAUCUGAGCAAGAUAAUUUGUUUGAAACAGACGAUGAAGGCUAUCAGAAAGUUAAAGCGUCAGAGGGAUCCUUUGCCGCCAUCAUGGAAGAUCACGUGGCCGAGAGAUUCGCGGGACGAGACUGUAGUGUAAUGGUGGUGGGAGAGAAAGUACAACCGACAGAUCAAGCUAUUGCUUGUAAUAAUGUUUCUCUUUGUGAAGAAUUGUCAAAGAGCAUUAGCAAACUACCACUGAAAGAAUUUCGGCAAAAAUGGUGGCCAAGUGACUGCAAUGUAGGGUCACUCAGCGAUUACUUGAAUAAACCGGAAGUGACUUUGUUGACACCUGCGCGUCCUCUAAAUACUAUUGACUUGUCUAUAGCCUUCAUUUUGCUUCUUUUGGGUAUCAUUGUGGGGAUCCUCAUGCUGCUAAUAGAGGUUUACAGGGCGAACAAAAAAUCAAAGGGGGAGGAACCGAUUAAACUGAAAGCAUCAAAUGGCGACAACGCCGUGACAGAAGGAACAGAUGAGGAAAAGGCUCCAAUUGCGGAGGAGUGUUAGAAACUUUACCCCCGGGCUCUCAGGCACCCCUCCAAAUGAUCAAAAGCAGAAAACAAUAGCCGCACUGAUGGCUGCCGAGCUCUAGAGGUUGCACACAGCUGCCCGUAAUGUUGUGUUGUGUAAAUGUUACAGACAUGGAUUACAAAAUUUAUACACUGAUUUGGCGAACAAUGUACUUUGAAAUGUUACUUGACCUAAUUUUAAAAGAAAGCAAGCUGAAAAAUUUUUAAUAUGUUAAUUCAAGGUACUUGUAACAAUUUCUGUUUUCAAGCAUUAUUCUGUAUUCAGUCAAUGAAAAAGUUGUCAUGCAGACUUCAGACAAUAACCAUGGACAACCACAGAGCUUAUAUUUCCAGAAGUGCGUUCUGUAUUUAUUCCACAGAAGAGUACCAGGUGCUGUUGUAGAAGUCGUUGUUCUAAGCCGCUGUGCUUUACAUUUUAAUGAAUUUUCCUCCUGUAAUGUAGGAAGGGUAUUGCUUUUCUGCGGAAUGAGAUUACAGACUUUGCUCAAGUCGCUAAGAACAACGAGAGUAAAUAAGAAGAUAUAGAAUCUUAUAGCCUUAUAAUAUUAAUAUUUUUUAUAAUUAGGUUGUUAUCUGAUAAGAACUUUUACUUGUCUGACAUUUUUUUUCCUAAGAAAUAAGCAUCUGUAUAUAUUUUUGGAUCAAAGACAGACGAUCUCCCCUCAAAGAAAGAAUCGGUACCAUAAAAUUCUAAAUUGUAAUUAUUUUAUAUAACUGAUAUUAUUAUUUAAAUGAGGGAUAGAAAAAAAAUUAAUCUGCAAUUUUAUCUGUUCCUACAAGUCUGUAUAUUUUACAUUAAGCAACAUUAUUUAGUUUAAAUAUUAAAAAUCUUCUCCACUUAUUUUCUUAUUUUUUAGAAAAUUAAUUCAAUGCAAAAAUCUUGCCAAAAAUAGACAAAUGAAGCUUCCGCCCACGAAAGAAGUAGUAUUUUAUUGUAUUUUAUUAUAUAUUUGUUCAAUAAUACAGGAUUUUUGCACCCCUGAUAUGAACAUAGGCACGCGCCCUGUAUUACACACCCUGUAUCAGCACCCUUUAUUUUACCCUUUAUCACACCCUUUAUUACACCUUUCCGGAACAUCUCUGUAUUUU
Saccostrea echinata is the source of this 2765-nucleotide messenger RNA. RefSeq names its product glutamate receptor U1-like. The record is from RefSeq and is a predicted model, not a curated record. NCBI's taxonomy places the organism in Eukaryota, Metazoa, Mollusca, Bivalvia, Ostreida, Ostreidae. The coding region runs from base 241 to 1653 and encodes 470 amino acids. The transcript is spliced from 7 exons. Gene Ontology annotation, biological process: monoatomic ion transport; modulation of chemical synaptic transmission; synaptic transmission, glutamatergic. Gene Ontology annotation, molecular function: transmitter-gated monoatomic ion channel activity involved in regulation of postsynaptic membrane potential; glutamate-gated receptor activity. Gene Ontology annotation, cellular component: postsynaptic membrane; plasma membrane.